AAGGUUCAGUGGCAUGAGUUUACCUAAUGCCUGGGUAAUUGAGAAUACUAUGCGAGUAUUCAGUCAUUGUCUUUUCCUACCUUUUUUUCUCUCUUCUAGGUACUCAAUACAUUAUUAAUUUCAACCACUCUUUCACCCUCAUACACAAUAGACAAAGUCAUAGUCGAUACCCUCAUCAUUUCAUUAUUACCUGAUAACACAUAACAUAAUACGAUCCAUAACCCUGCAACCCCACCACCGCCUAAUUGAUAAACCAUCCACCAAGACCAUCGUCAGACUACGUCACAUUCAUGAUUUCACCUUACAACUCACCCUACCCUACCUUAACUUGCCUACCCUCCGAAAAAGAAGUGGUAGGUAGGUUGAUCGAGAGUUAAAUCCACUUCUCCAACUCCGAGUUACCGCCUAGGUACUGCUAGCUGGCACUAUAUCUCCUUGCUGCAGUCACCAACCUCUAUACCGCUAGAUCGACGCACACGACCACGAUCACGCGCGCCACCCCGCGAGACCUUACCCCGUCCAAUUUCAUCCAACUACAGCCGAUCAUGAGUAGUAGCCGACAGGACAACAACCUAAUAGACUUCUCGCCGCCCUCCUCCGGCAUCUCUACCCCCGUCAGCCGCCUCUCCCAAUCCUAUCCGCAACCUCACCCGCAACCGCGAUCCCCUCCCCCACAUAGCUCGAACAACGGUGGCGGAAGUGGCGGUAGUUACAUCGGGUCUGCCGUCCUCGGCCUCUGGCGUCGCUUCUCCGCGGCAGACACGCCCGGCUCACCUCCGCAUAGCUCGCAGUUCUAUCACGCGACGUCGGAACCGGCCUCCAUAGCGGGUGACGGGAUUAACGGUCCCUUCAUACCUCCUUCGAGGCCGCCAGGACGUUCCGCGUCGCCGCGCGGGCUCCCGUCUCUUGAGCCCUUGAACUUGCGCGGGUACCGAGCUGACACUGAAGCGGACGAGCGAUUGCUCGCGCGAGGCGUGGCGGAGGAGAUCCGGACCUUCCUACCGGAGCGGUUGAAGAUCGCUGAUGAUUGGAGGCUAGUGUAUAGCUUGUACCAGGAUGGCAGUUCGUUAUCGACGCUGUAUAAGCUGUGCGAGGAGUAUCGCGGGCGGAGGGUAGGGUUUGUGCUUGUCGUGAGGGAUGGAAAGGAUGGGACAUUCGGCGCAUAUCUAACAGAAGCACCACACCCGGCCGCCUCAUACUACGGAACGGGGGAAUGCUUCCUCUGGCGAGCUAGUAUUCAUGCCCCCUUACCACCUCCCCCCUCCGCCGAUACCACGAACAUAAACUUCCGAACUAUGACAAUAGCAUCGCCUACGACCUCCUCCAUCCCCUCUAGCGAUGCCCAAUCCGCGAGCCAACAACAGCAAUCCCUAGCCCCCGGCCGAACCGACCCCAGCACCAAUAAACUAGCGCAACCGACAGCUCAAAGCAUCCGAUUCCAGAACUUCGCGUACACGGGCGCCAACGACUAUUGCAUCUUCUGCGAGACCAAGUUCCUCUCCGUAGGCGGAGGUGGUGGAGGGACCUACGGUUUAUGGUUGAACGAUGGACUGAGCAGGGGCCAUAGCGCGCCGUGCGAUACUUUCUCGAAUCAACCCCUCAGCGACGAGGGCGAGAAGUUCGAUGUGCUGGGGGUCGAGCUCUGGGUUGUAGGGAGCGGAUAGGAGUUGGCCAUAAUGCUUUUUGGAUCAGAUAGGUUUUUGGUUAGGUUUGGGGUGGGUAGGUAUGUAUUGACUGAUGAUUUGUAAGAAUGAGAGGCACGUGUCUAUAUGGAGAUCAUGGCGGUUCGUCAAGUCGUUCUCGACUAGGCUCGAUAAGCCGGACGGACGGACUACUUCUACUAAUCUGAUGCAUGGAUGGAAUCUCAUAGCAGCCCAGUUGAAUCCCGAUCAACUGCUUGUAUGGCGUGAGAAUGACUUAAUACGAGGAUGGCAAUCUGGGUUAACCGCCAAUAUCAUAUCUCAGCUUCGAUGAACUGGUGCUCAGGGCGCUUAUAAGGCAUGUUCUAAUUAUUAGCGGAGGGGUGGCAUAACUAGCACCUGUCACUUAAUAUUCAUAGCAACAGCACGGUCUAUAGCUUCUCCAUUAGAAGAGAAGGCAGAGCGAAGGGGAAAUAUAUAGCCGCGAAGCUGGCCUACUCUCCUAACUUAGCUCAAUUAGGGGAUUAAUGGAUCAAGUUCCUCGCUCAGACGUUAUUCUUGUUUUACGUCAAGUCACGCUAUCGGAAACAAGUUACAUGUGAAAAUCUAGAUCAGACUGAG
Annulohypoxylon truncatum is the source of this 2261-nucleotide messenger RNA. RefSeq names its product TLD-domain-containing protein. Bases 546 to 1664 code for a protein of 372 amino acids. The transcript has 2 exons. Gene Ontology annotation, biological process: response to oxidative stress. The record is from RefSeq and is a predicted model, not a curated record. Gene Ontology annotation, cellular component: nucleus. Lineage: Eukaryota; Fungi; Ascomycota; Sordariomycetes; Xylariales; Hypoxylaceae.